This is a messenger RNA of Hypanus sabinus (Atlantic stingray), 5555 nucleotides long. RefSeq names its product zinc-binding protein A33-like. Gene Ontology annotation, molecular function: zinc ion binding; protein binding; ubiquitin-protein transferase activity. The record is from RefSeq and is a predicted model, not a curated record. Gene Ontology annotation, biological process: protein ubiquitination. Bases 109 to 1542 code for a protein of 477 amino acids. NCBI's taxonomy places the organism in Eukaryota, Metazoa, Chordata, Chondrichthyes, Myliobatiformes, Dasyatidae. The transcript is spliced from 6 exons.
UUCAUUCCCCGAGUCUGCAGCGCGCGUAGUGGACAAUCGCGGUACUGCAGGGGAUCGGCAGCUCCCGGAACGCGGAAGCAUUCUGAAUCAGGAAGUGCUGGAGUUAACAUGGCUUCGAAAGGACCGGUCGAGAGUUGGACCGAGGAGGUAAUUUGUCCCAUCUGCCUGGAUUUCUUCACCGAUCCGGUGUCACUGGAGUGCGGACACAACUUCUGUCGCUCUUGUAUCACACAGUGUUGGGAAAGGGAGGAGAGAAACUCCUGCCCGGAAUGUAGAGAGGAGUUUGCUGACCGCACCCUCAGGGUGAAUCGGGCCUUAGCAAAUCUGGCUGAAAAAGCUCGAAAUCUAAACCUGAAUCCGAAAGGGAAGGAAAGUAAACUUCACUGCGAGGAACAUGAGGAAGAACUGAAGCUGUUUUGUGAAACGGACAAGACACUGAUCUGUGUGAUCUGUGCAGUGGCGGAGGAACACCGAGAGCACCGCUUCAGGCCGAUUAAAGAAGCUGUUAACAUCUACAAGGAUCAGCUAAAAUCUUCCUUAGACUCUCUCACAAAAAAGAAAUCAGACUUCCAGGAAAAGGAGCAGCAACAGAAAGAGAAGAUUUCCGGAGUUAGGGAACAGUCACACAGCCUUCAGUCCCACAUCACAUCCCAGUUUGCUGAACUGCGUCGGAUUAUCACUGAGAAAGAGCAGAGCUUACUCAGGGAUCUCAGGGAAGAAGAGGAGAGGAUUCUCAACCCAAUGGAGAAAAAUCUUCUGGCUCUUCAAGAGAAUAUAAGGAUUAUUCAGGAGGAAAUCUCAAAGUUAAAGGAACAGAUGGAUCAAAAAGACGGUGUGAUAUUUCUCAAGGAGGAAGCUCAUCGGAACAGGAGGAUUAAUGAUGACGUCCAGGAAUUGUCAGUGACAGAUGAGGCCCAACCGUUUGAAAAAUUCGAUCACCCCUAUUUGUUGAACACUGUGCUGAGGGAAACAGUUGAUGCCAUUAAUCAAGUCUCUGUCACCCUGGAUGUGGAAACGGCGUAUCUGCUGCUCGAGGUGUCUGAGGAUCGGAAGAGUGUGAGACGGACCGGGACCUGGAGGAAUCUCCCUGACACCGGGAAGAGAUUCACAUUCUGGGCUUGUGUGCUGGGAUCGGAGGGAUUCACAUCGGGGAGACAUUACUGGGAGGUGGAGGUGACGGGGAAUCGGGUCUGGUUUCUGGGAGUCGCCGCAGAGUCUGUGGAGAGGAAGGGACCGGUCAGUCUGAGUCCGGAGACCGGAUUCUGGGUCAUCAGGCGGGUUGAUGACGUGUUACAUCGGGAUUGUGACGUGUCCGGUCGCCCCUCCCCCGAGUCCCGUCUCGCUGCCGGUCCCAUCCCCGGGAGGGUGGGAGUUUAUCUCCGUUACGAUUCCGGGACAGUUUCAUUUUACAACGCGGAGACCAAGUCCCAUCUCCACACCUUCACUGGGAAUAAAUUCACGGGGAAACUUUAUCCUUUCUUUGCGACCUGGGAUGAAAACCAAUGGCUGAGAAUCUGCUCCGGUUCCGCUCCGGACCUGUAAACGGGUCGGGUCCCGGGACCGGCGUCAGGAGUAAAGUCCCUGUAAAUAUAAAUGUGCGGAGAGUGCAGCUAAAUACGUGGCUAAGGGGAUGGUGCAGGACGGAGGGCUUCAUGUUUCUGGUCAAUUGGGCUUUGUUCCCGGGAAGGUGGGGCCUGUUCUAUGAGAUAGUGAGGGGCAGAACUGGCAGCUUAAUGUUCUGGUAAAAUUGGAGAACGGCCAAUUUUGUGGAAAUGAAAAAGGAUCUAGGAAGAGUGGAUUGGGAUAAGUUUUUUUUCUGGCAAGGAUGUGUUCAGUAAGUUCACAGGCAUAAGAAAUUAAAUAGAGAUUGGGUUGGAAAUGUUAUAGCAACUUCAUUUAAUUCAAAAUCGAGAGGAGUUGCAAUUUCGGUUAAUAAAUCUUUACCAAUUAAAAUACAAAAUGUAAUAAUUGAUUCUGUGGGGAGAUACGAGAUUAUACAUUGUCAAAUUUUUUCAGAAUUAUGGAAUUUUAUGAACAUUUAUGCACCAAAUGAAAAUGAUGCAAAAUUCAUACAAGAAGAUUUUUUGAACUUGGCUGACGCAAAUGAUAAAAUAUUAAUAGGCAGAGAUUUUAAUUUUUGUUUAGAUCCAGUUUUGGAAAGGUCAACUACAGUUGUUACAAAAUUAAAAGAAAUAAAACUAACUUUAUCAUUAAUGAAAGAUUUAAACCUGAUUGAUAUAUGGAGGAAAAUUAAUCCAAGAGAAAGAGAUUAUUCAUUUUAUUCAAAUAGACAUAAAGCUUAGAUGGAGAUUUAAUACAAUUUUAUUAAAACGUCAAGAUUUUUGUGAUUUUAUGAAAAAACAGAUUCAAUUUUUUUUGGAUACAAAUUUACAUUCAGUUGAGGGUAAAAUUGUAUUAUAGGAAGCGAUGAAAGCAUAUUUAAGGGGUCAGAUUAUAAGUUAUACAUCUAAAAUUAAGAAGGAAAAUUGGGAAAAGAUAUAAAGUUAGAAAAAGAAUCUCAAAGAUAUAUGACAGAACAAAAACAAAGACAACUUGUUAAUAAAAAACUACAAUAUAAUAUCGUACAUAUCGUACAGAAAAAGUAAUUAUGAGAACUAAACAGAAAUAUUACGAAUUAGGUGAAAGAUCACAUAAAAUUCUUGCUUGGCAGUUGAAAACAGAACAGGCUUUUAAAACAAUAAAUGCAAUUAGAACAAGUGUAAAUAAGGUUGCUGAUAAACCUUUGGAAAUUCAUGAAACUUUAUUUUUUUUUUAUAUACUGAACUAUAUCAAUCAGAAUCACAAAAUAAGAUUACUGAGAUGGAUAAAUUUUUAUCACAAAUAACCCUUCCGAAAUUUAAUUUGGAAGAACAGAAAGGAUUAGAUAUGCCCUUUACAUUAAAAGAGGUUGAAGAAGCUGUAGGAUCACUUGAGAGUAACAAAUCCCCAGAAGAAGAUGGUUUUCCUCCUGAAUUUUAUAAAAAAAAUUAAAGAUAUAUUAAUUCCUCCCUCUAUGGAAUUAAUAUACCAAGUGGAAAGAAUGCAUAAACUCCCACAAUCUUUUUUAACAGCGAUCAUAACUGUAUUGCCAAAAAAAGAGAUCCUCUAAAACCAACAUCAUAUAGGCCUAUUUCUUUGUUGAAUACAGAUUAUAAGAUAAUAGCAAAAAUUUUAUCUAAUAGAAUAUCUAAAUAUUUACCAAAAUUAAUGCAUAUGGAUCAAACAGAUUUUAUUACAAUCAAUGGAUAAUCUAACCUGGUUACUUAGUAUAAUUCAUCUGGCACAAAAAAGAGAGGAAAUGAGUGUGGCAUUUGCUUUGGAUGCAGAAAAAGCAUUUGAUAGAUUGGAAUGGGAUUUUUUUGUUUAAGGUAUUGGAAAAAUAUGAGCGAGGAAAAUCUUUUAUACAAUGGAUUAAAACCUUAAAUACUAAUCCUCAAGCUGAAGUAGUUACAAAUGCUCAGAUUUCAACACCAUUUUGCUUAACGAGGUCAACUGGACAAGGCUGCCCGUUAUCACCUGCUUUAUUUGUAUUGGCAAAAGAACCAUUAGCUGAAUUAAUUAGAACAGAUUCAGAUAUUGGCGGUUUUAGAGUUAAUCAAGAAGAAUAUAAAAUUAAUUUAUUUGCUGAUGAUGUUUUGAUUUAUUUUACAAACCUAUUACAAUCUUUGCAAAGAUUAUCUUUUAAAUUGGAAGAAUACGGGAAAGUAUCAGGGUAUAAAUUAAAUUGGAAUAAAAGUGAAAUUUUACCCCUUACAAAAGGAAAUUAUAAUCAAUGUCGAUUAGUAACUCAAUUUCGAUGGUCAAUAAAUGGGAUAAAAUAUUUAGGUAUCAGAGUUGACAAUGAUGUAAAAAAUUUAUAUAAACAAAAUUAUUUGCCAUGAUUAAAAAAAAAUAAAAGAGGAUCUUGAUAAAUGGAUGAUGUUACCAAUAACAUUAAUAGGUAGAGUUAAUGCUGUAAAAAUGAAUAUAUUCCAUAGAUUGCAAUAUAUAUUCCAAACUUUACCAAUACAAUUACCGCAGAAGUUUUUUCAAGAACUAAAUAAAUAUGUAAGGAAAUUUCUUUGGAAAGGAAAGAUGUCAAGAAUAUCAUUGGAAAAAUUGAGAUGUAAAUUUGAUUUAGGAGGGUUACAACUUCCAAAUUUUAACAAUUAUGAUAAAGCAAUUCAACUUAGAUUUAUUGCAUCUUUUUUUGAUGAAAAAAAAACCCGGCAUGGAUUAGAAUAAAAUUAGAUAAGAUAGGAGAAAACAUACCAGAAGAUUUUACAUAUAAAUGGGAAUCCAAAUUGAUACGGGAAAAAAAAAGAAUCUCCUAUAUUAAGACACUUGAAUGAUUUAUGGAAUAAGGUAAAUAUGGACGAUAAGAUAAAGAAAUCUUUAUUAGCAAAAAUAAACUUUAAUUCAAAAUAGGCUUAUUCCUUUUACAAUGGAUAAUAAACUUUUACAUAAUUGGUUCCAAAAGGGGAUUAAAUAUAUAUGUAAUUGUAUUGAUGUCGUUUGAGCAAUGAAAAAAUAAAUAUAAAAUAUCAAACAACACUCUUUUCUCUUAUUUUCAAUUAAAGGACAAUUACGAGAAAAGCUGGGUCAAACAAUGUUGAUGCCAAAACUUAGUGAAAUAGAAAUAUUAAUUCAAAAAGGAAAAAUUUAAAAAAUUACAUCUUGUAUGUACAAUUUGAUUCAAAAACAGACUGAAUCUGGAAUUCAUAAAUCAAGACAAAAAUGGGAAACUGAUUUGAAUGUUAAAAUUGUUGGAAAAAGUUGGUCAAGAUUAUGUUCUGAUAGUAUGAUAAAUACAAUAAAUGUUCAAAUUAGAUUAAUACAAUAUAAUUUUUACAUCAAUUAUAUAUAACACCACAGAAAAUAAAUAGAUUAAAUUCAAAUAUGUCUGACCAAUGCUUUCGAUGUAAUCAAGAAAUUGGUACUUUUUUACAUUCUACUUGGUCUUGUUUUAAAAUUCAACCAUUUUCGAUAUAUCUGACUUUUAUUGGAACAAAGUACUGGAGUUCAACUCCCAAAUAGUCCAAUAUUAUUUUUAUUAGGAGAUAUUGAAGGGACAAUACCGAAAAUUAAAUUGAAUAUGUAUCAGAAAAAAAUUAUAAAUAUUGAUUGGCAGUAGCUAAAAAAGUUAUCGCAAUUACUUGGAAAUCUGAGUUAUAUUUAACUAUGGAUUAUUGGAAUAAUGAAAUAUAUAGUUGUAUUCCACUUGAAAAAAUUACAUAUAAUCUAAGAAAUGAAUAUGAUAUAUUUUUCAAAAUUUGGCUCCCAUACCUACAAAAGAUAGGAUUAAAUAUAUAGGUCCUUUGAAGAUAAAAAUUAUAAUGUAAUUGGGGAAAGUAAGAAUAAAUAUUAAAAUUAUUUUGAACUCCAUGGAGCAUGUGGGUAUCCUCCAAUAUCGAGGCAAUCUUUUUCUUCUUUAUUUCUUUCUUUAGAUAAGGGUUAAGGUGGGGAUGGGGAGGAGGACUAAUAUUAUUUUUCUUUUUCUUACUAAUUUUUCAUUACAUUUAUUCUUUGUAAUUUUCUAAAAAUUUAAUAAAUAAAUAAAAAGAGCAUCUCAGUAA